Dracunculus medinensis (Guinea worm) is the source of this 315-nucleotide messenger RNA. Lineage: Eukaryota; Metazoa; Nematoda; Chromadorea; Rhabditida; Dracunculidae. The record is from the annotation of a GenBank genome assembly.
GGACUACGCGAUUAUUUUAGCCAAUUCGGUGAAAUAAAUGAAUGUAUGGUGAUGAGGGAUCCGGUUUCAAAACGAGCUCGUGGAUUUGGUUUUAUAACAUUUGCUGAUCCAUCAAGUGUUGAUAAAGUUUUAUCACAUGAACAACAUGAACUCGAUGGAAAAAGGGUUAUUUUUACAGUUUUUUAAUUUUAUCUAUUCUGAUAUAUCAGAGAGAUAUAUUUAAAUAUGUAUUAAAAUCUUUCUCACUUCCUGUGUGUGGUAAGGAUCAUCUUUAAUCCUGGAUCCUCUGUCACAGGUCUGGGAGAUUGAGGCCUA